Messenger RNA from Epinephelus moara (kelp grouper), 6476 nucleotides. It is a transcript of the gene slc45a4b, whose product is annotated as solute carrier family 45 member 4b. Gene Ontology annotation, molecular function: sucrose:proton symporter activity. NCBI's taxonomy places the organism in Eukaryota, Metazoa, Chordata, Actinopteri, Perciformes, Serranidae. The coding region runs from base 899 to 3355 and encodes 818 amino acids. Gene Ontology annotation, biological process: transmembrane transport. Gene Ontology annotation, cellular component: membrane. The record is from RefSeq and is a predicted model, not a curated record. The transcript is spliced from 13 exons.
GAUUGAUGAGUGUAGUGAAGCAGAUGGUCACACAGUUAGCCAGGCUGCUAACCUAAACCUGGAGUUUUACUGUCACGUUAUCGAAAAUUUGGCAUAACGCGGGACUACUUAACCUCAGCGGAGUAACAUCUCAGGUUGCUGUAGCACUCAGUGGUUCUAUGCCAAGAAGUUUCCACAUGCUAUGACCCUGACUUGCCAGGAAGUGCACUUACAUGCACACACACACAGUCAAAGACUUCUGCUGAGCCACAUUCUGAUAUUACACAAUCCUUAUACAAGCACACAAUCUCCGGCACACACUAACCAGCCACAGCAAACACAUUCACAGACCUAUCCCACAACUCACCACAAACCCAGAUACUGGAACUCACCACACACGUAUCGCCACUCCCCUUCUCCCACCUCUUCUGCCCCUGCUCCUCCCCAUACCUCUGGAGCUACGCACAACCUCUCUGCCUUUUUUCCUGAAUUGUGAAUUUCCAAGAGAGGAACACCGUCGCCCUCCCACUGAGCUCCUGAACUGUGCAACUGGUGACUUAUCAGCAUGAUGGCCAUGGGAUAAAAUGUAUGGAAUUUGUUUUUACCACAUCAAUUUUUUGGACACAUUAACCUCUUUAUAACGAUGAUUCCAGCCUCCAACUCAAUUAUUUGCAAUUCUUUGACUCUGAACCCAGAAGGCGCUGACCAGCAGAGAUGCUCUCUGAUCAAUUAUUCUGGAUAUCUCUGGCUUCUGUUUCACAGUAAGUGAUCAAGAUGAAAACCAUGGGCAUUACAUGUUUUGUUAGCAUAUUAUAAUAGCAUAAUAUAGUUUUGCUCUCACAUAUAGAAAAUAGUAGCAAUAGGUAGUACACAGAUAUAAACCAACCAUUCAGCGUAACAAACCAAUUACAAGACUGUAAUGGAAGGAAUGGCAGAGGAGAGGGAGCCUUCUGGCCUUCCGGAGAAGAUUAAACCCAAGGAAGAUGCGGAAGAGAGUGAGAAGGAGGUGGAGGAAGAAGGCAGAGGUAUGCAGAUCCCUCUACAUCGCUGGGUAAUGCACGGGGCGGUGAUGUUUGGACGUGAGUUCUGCUACGCCAUGGAGACAGCUCUGGUGACGCCAGUGCUGCUGCAGAUAGGUCUUCCUGAGCAAUAUUACAGUUUAACCUGGUUCCUCAGUCCUAUCCUGGGUCUCCUCUUCACACCUGUGAUUGGCUCAGCCAGUGACCGAUGUACUCUGCGGUGGGGCCGGAGAAGACCGUUCAUUCUGGCCCUGUGUGUAGGUGUGCUGCUGGGAGUGGCGCUGUUCCUAAAUGGAUCAUUAAUAGGCCUCUCCGUUGGUGAUAGUCCCAGCAGCCAGCCGAUUGGCAUCGUCCUCACUGUAGUAGGCGUGGUGGUGUUGGACUUCUGUGCUGAUGCCUCUGAGGGACCAAUCAGAGCUUACCUUCUUGAUGUUGCCGAUACUGAAGAGCAAGAUAUGGCCCUGAAUAUUCAUGCCUUCUCUGCUGGACUCGGUGGAGCAGUGGGCUACAUGCUGGGUGGUCUAGACUGGACUGGCACAGCUCUGGGCCAAGCAUUCAAAUCACAGGAACAGGUCCUCUUCCUGUUCGCAGGCAUCGUCUUCAUCAUCUCUGUCACACUGCACAUGUUCAGUAUCCCUGAGCAACCUUUCGCGCCAUCCAGCCAGCUUAAAGUCACAGGAAGUGGGGAGUCUAACAGCCAGCUGUCUCUCAGGCCCGUCGGCCACUCGCAACUUUUACUUGAUGUGAUCGCAGAGGAAGAUGCCUCCGCUCAAGCCCCGUCCCGAGAGGACAACCAAUCAGAUCCUGAGGACGGGGAAAUGGACUUCCUUGCUGUGGAGCGAGUGCGGAGUAAAAGCGAUUCAGUCCUAGCCAUGCCAGAUGCUACGAUCGAGUUGGAUUCUGACCUCGAUCCGGACUUCCAACUUUUCCUGCCAGAGGUGCAUCACUUUCUACCAGAGAUGCAGGGAGAGCUAGAAGAUAUGUUCAAGCCAUUAGACCACAAUAUUGGCUCGUCAUCUCCUUCUGGUGGAGCACCCGCCCUAAAUGAUGGGAUGGGGAUCUUAAAACCGAUAUAUCCAGCCUGGCCUGAGCUCACGGGUCCAACAAACGGCCCUCCUUCUCUCCAGAUCAGUUCAAAAGACUCACAUCUGAAAACACAGGUCAAGGCUGCCAAUGGUGUCAGUGCAGGUUUGUCCUCUUCUGACCACUCCAAUGCAGUGAAAGGCCACUCCUCAACUAAGCCGCCAAACCGCCUCUCCAACACCUCCGUUUCAUCACGGCCAUACCCACACACCUUCUACAGACAGCCCUCCUUCACCUUCUCCUACUACGGACGAGUGGGAUCACAGCGCCAUCGACUGCGAAGGACAGCGCCAUCAAGCCCUCAGCCAAUCACCACAUCCCGCAGCCUGAAUGAUCUGAGUGAACUCCAGCGGUGUGCAGACAGGCGGGAGUUGCAGCUGUCAGCUAGCAGUCUGUCAUCUGAGGGCUCCAGCAGUGAAGGAGGACCAGACAAGGGUACAACUGUUCGACUGCUCUGGUUAUCCAUGUUGAAGAUGCCGAAGCAGCUGUGGAGACUGUGUGUGUGUCACCUCCUCACAUGGUUCUCCAUUAUAGCUGAAGCUGUGUUUUACACCGAUUUCAUGGGGCAAGUCAUCUACGACGGAGACCCCACGGCACCAGCUAAUUCCACAGAGCUACUGAACUAUCACAGAGGAGUACAGAUGGGCUGCUGGGGCCUGGUGGUCUAUGCUGCCACUGCUGCUGUCUGCUCUGCAAUCCUUCAGAAGUACCUGGAUAAUUUUGAUCUGAGCAUUAAGAUCAUCUACAUUGUUGGAACUCUGGGAUUCUCAUUAGGAACUGCUGUCAUGGCGAUCUUUCCUAAUGUUUAUGUUGCCAUGGUGAUGAUCAGUAGCAUGGGCAUCAUCUCCAUGAGUAUCUCCUACUGUCCCUAUGCAUUACUCGGGCAGUACCAUGAAAUCAAAGAGUACAUUCACCACAGUCCAGCAAACACAAGAAGAGGUUUUGGUAUUGACUGCGCUAUCUUAUCCUGCCAGGUCUAUAUCAGCCAGAUUUUGGUUGCAUCGGCCCUUGGAGCUGUUGUAGAUGCAGUUGGCAGUGUGCGCGUCAUUCCUGCAGUGGCCUCUGGGGGCGCCUUCCUCGGCUUCCUUACUGCCUGUUUCCUCGUCAUUUAUCCUGAUAUGGAGCCCAGUACCUCAGAGCAGGAGCAGGGUUUGGUGGGUUUACCUGGAAUUUUAGACCCAAAUGGAGGAAGGACCAGUGACCAGAGGCUGGCUCUGCUGAACCUCAUGGACAGAGAUAGUUUGAAGAAGACAGAGAAUCACUCUGUUGCCUGAACGUCGCACAAGCCACGGCAUGUGGGGAUGGUACCAAAUGUCUGUGCCUUUCUGAAGAAGGAGAGAUGAUGAAAGAGGGAAAAUAUGUCCUAAAGCUGACUUGGGUCUACAGAAGUCUGGGUGGGAUAGAUUAAGUUAGAUUAUCUUCUUGGAGUAAAGGACUGAAAAGACGAAACAACCUCAGUGUUGGGCUGCUAUGCUUGACUUAUUACUACCUCAACCUUAAAACGAAUAAAUGUUUGCAUGGUUAGAUGGAUAGAAGUACGCCAUUAAAACACUCAGGGUUCAAGCUUGCAGUCUGUGUAAAGUGGUGCACAGCUCAGUGGACCCUCAUUUUAGUUUCAGACUGACACAAUUGUCAUGUUCACAGCCUACAUUGUGUUAGCAGCAAAUGUGCCUUAUUUUGCACCCAGAUUAUGCGCCAUUUAACAAGCAAAAGUUGUUGAACGUGCCCUAAAUGCACUUGGGCCCUGCACUUUAGACCAUGUGCUAUAGAUAGUUUAAACAGGGCCCUGGGAAAAGGACAACUGCAUCGUUCUGAAACAAGCAAUGACAGUUGCGCUGCCCUGUGCACCAGGUGUAAGAUAGGGCCCUAAGAGCCACAUGACUGUUGAAACUAAGACUACUGAACAAACGUAAGCCUUUACUGUGAAAACACAAAUGGGAAGCACACAGAGCACUUUCCGUCUCACUCCUGAACAGUACUGUCACACCGAUGUUGCAGAAUAACGUCAGUGGAUAUUUAACUUCACAGAAGCUGCUCCUUAACGCUGAAUGGACAAUCAUAGUGCUGUAAAAGUGUGUACCUCUGCAUUACAUGUAGACUGACUACUGAUAUAUGAUUAGCUCCAGUCUGUUAAUAGAACACCUAAGUUUUAUAAAUGCCAGGAAGUUUCCAAACUACAGGUAAAGCCUUCCACAUUUGCUGCAGACUUAACAAAACAGUUUAACAUCAAACACUUUUUUAUUCACAUUUACACUGUUGGAAUCUGUUACAUGGCAAGUUUUCACGCCUGUACAAAAACAUACUAAAAUUCUGAAUGCGAUAUUCUCCUUUCAUGCCAUGACACACAUGAAACAUAACAUAUAGUUAAGUAAUUUCACCAGCAGCUGUGAUGAUGUAUUUUUGGCACCACUGAUCUGUUAUCUACACUGAUUUUUAUUUAAAUUAUUAAGUCCGUCUCAACAAGGAUUUUUUUUUUUUUGUGAAUUUACGCCUUAAAUAAUAGUGUCAUGGCCUCUCCAAUUUGACCUCAAGUGUUUUUUGGGUUUCAGUGUGAUUUGUUUUGGAGGUGCCAUUUGUUUUGCUUUCUACUGAAUUUAAAAGACGUUUUUGAAAAUAACAUUCCACAUACCUGUUCAUCGUGGUACAUAUCCAGUCAAUCAAAAAAAUAUAGAAAUGCACUGUCUCAAAGGGAUUGCUGUUUCUGUUGGCAGGCCCAGUCUCUCCUCUCUGAAGGCUCAUCUUCAGCAGAACCUCUUAACUCUUAAACAUGAGUUAGAUUAAAUACCCGGAGCAGCGUAAUCAGUGCAGUAUGUUUUUUAAUUAGGUAGGUUUAAUGUCACAUGGUCUAAAACUGCUUCAGAAGCCCAUAAUGCUGCAUAUUGAAUGGGUGAGAGGACCUAAAUGCAAGGCUAACAGCUGAUCUAUGCAAACAUGAAAUUGCCUUGGCUGGGCUGUUUUUACCAAAUGAACCUUAAAGAAAAAGCACAGGAUCUUCUUGGUUCACUUUCCUCCUUGUUGUACUCGGAGGUAGCACGAGUGAAAACUAGUGAAAAUAUUGCACAGAUUUUUGGUUUUACAGCGUGAAUUUUACAAUCUGACUGAAGCAAGAUCUCUAAUAUCAUCAAGCCCUUAAGAAACGUCUUUACUCGUUUAUGGGUGAUGCCAACAGCCUCUGUUGGGACCUUGUUUCCUGCUAGCUUUCAUCACUUUGCCUGUGAUGACAGAAAAAUGUCCUCUAUGGUGUGAUCGCUGUCACCAAGGACUUAGGGCCCAUUUAUAAUCCCUUUAUGUAUGAAAAUAGACACAUUCAUUUUUGACAAUUACUGCCAUUAUUCUUCCAUGUGUCCCUUAUGUUGACAUAAAUACAUCCACCAGGGGGCAAAGUCAGAAGUUUCUCACAGCAAACAUGAAGAUGGUGGGGGAGGUCGCAAUAAUUUAUCCUUUAAUGGAGGCGGCAUGGUAGACGGCAGUGGUCUGUUGUGGUCUUUGUUGUGUCCUAUGUCUUGCUACACCACGCCCACAAUUUUAGGUGGCACUGCUCUGCUUUGUCCCCGUCCACAAGCUUCUACCGAACGUGCAACAACGUGAACGCAGAGUACGGACAGAAAGUCCCGUCUGUGUGUGUAUGUAUACCUAACGUUGAGUAUUAAUGAGCCUUUACAGCCUCCAGGUUUACACAGGCUGUUUUACAAGCACUACAAAAGGACAAUCCUUAGUUUGUUUGUUUUUUCAUCAUAUAUUGAAGGGGAAGUGUUGAGAGAAUUAAAACAAAAUGACAUACUUAAUCACUAAUUUCCCUGUGAAUAAUAACGCAGACUCUGCUUGUGUGUGUGUGACAUGGGGUGUGUGCUGUUGGUUAUGUUUUCUAAGCAACGUGAGAUACUAAAUCUCCAGCUUUUGUGUAAAGAUGAGUCCCUCUGAAUCAAAGUAGAACAGAACUUCAUGGACACAUUUAAACUUUCUUUUGUACAGUUUUAUCAGAGGAAACAGGCAGGUGAACCAAAGCCUCCUGUUUUCUCCACCGCUUCCAUUCCUUUCACGUUAACUUGGUGUCAGUUCGGUAUGUAAUUUCACUUCAGCUGGUUAACAUGUUUCAGAGACGUUUCCAUCUCACACUGGAGGAGACACUCCGUAUUUAUUGCCAAACUACUGUACUGAAUAAGAGUUUCUCGGAACAGGCUUAUUGAAAUAGUUUUGAUUUUUAGACAAACGUUAAGAUUUUUAGGAUGAUAUUCUAUGUUUUGGUUUGAAAGCCAAUCACUGGUGUUUUUUUUUAAGUGAUUUUGGGUUCUUUUUGCUGCUGCACAGACUUUUGUACAAUGUGAUCAAGGUAUUUUUGUACCAGUUAUUUGAAAAAAAAAAAAAAAGACUAUAAUGGACCUUCACUUGUGUCUG